Messenger RNA from Carassius auratus (goldfish), 4891 nucleotides. RefSeq names its product DNA helicase MCM9. Gene Ontology annotation, biological process: double-strand break repair via homologous recombination. Gene Ontology annotation, molecular function: single-stranded DNA helicase activity; ATP binding; single-stranded DNA binding. Lineage: Eukaryota; Metazoa; Chordata; Actinopteri; Cypriniformes; Cyprinidae. The transcript is spliced from 13 exons. The record is from RefSeq and is a predicted model, not a curated record. Bases 320 to 3610 code for a protein of 1096 amino acids. Gene Ontology annotation, cellular component: MCM complex; nucleus.
CAGAAACGGGGGAGCUGGUAUUGAUCACAUACCCUACAAUCUAUCAGCACUAAAAAAAUACACAAAAAUCAAAAAUUAAACAAAGCAUAAUGCAGUGAAACUGCUUUUAUAGUAUUAUGUAUGGCUUAGAAUGAGUUAUAUUUAACUAGAAUUCAAAGUUUGUUUACACGUCCUCCCCUACAGUGCAGAAAGCUACGGAAUAAAGCGCCAAAUCUGAAAACACGGACAGGAAGAAAACACCCAUAUGUUGUUAGGUCAUAUAAUUACUGUUCACCCAUCCAGAAUACUUCAUGUCUGAGUGGUCAGGUUCAGUCUUCAGAUGAACGUGAUGCUCAAUCCGGAUCAGGUGUCCUUCAUAGGACUGGCGUUUGAGACUUAUGUGAUGGAGCACCACAAGAAUGACAUCCUACAGAUCUUCCAGGAGGCCAGUGAAGAUUCUCACUAUCCUGUUGUAGUGAAUGCCAUGACCUUAUUUGAGGACAAUAUGGAGGUUGGAGAGUGUUUCAAUGCGUUCCCUAGCCAGGUGCUGCCUAUAUUUGACAAUGCCCUACAGAGAGUAGCCCAGACCAUAUCUCAGUCUUCUUCCUCAACGCAGGAGAGUUUCAAACUCAAACACAAUCUGCAUGUUCGUAUAUCAGGUUUACCUAUGUGUCCCGAGCUGACCAGAGAUCACAUUCCUAAAGCUAGAGACGUGGGUCACUUCCUCUCCGUCACGGGCACGGUCAUCCGCACCAGUGUGACUAAAGUGCUGGAGUAUGAGAGAGACUACAUGUGCAAUAAAUGCAGGCACGUGUUCUCCAUGCAGGCCUCUUUUGAGCAGUUUUACACCUUUACUCCACCCACCAGUUGCCCCAAUGAGGAAGGAUGUAAUUCUUUCAAAUUCACCUGCCUGUCAGGAAGUGACGCCCCUCCAGCCGCCUGCAAGGACUACCAGGAGAUCAAAAUCCAAGAGCAGGUACAGAAACUGUCAGUGGGCAGUAUCCCUCGAUCUAUGCUCAUCAUCCUGGAGGACGAUCUUGUGGACAGCUGUAAAUCAGGCGAUGACAUCACAGUGUAUGGCGUUGUGUGUCAGCGCUGGAAGCCGAUGUUUCUGGAUUGCCGCUGUGAUGUGGAGAUUGUGCUGAAAGCAAACUAUAUCGAGGUCAACAAUGAGCAGUCUAGCACUGCACUAGUGCUGGAAGACAUCCAGAAGGAGUUUGAAGAUUUCUGGGACAGUCACAAACAUGACCCCAUUGCUGGCAGGAAUGAGAUCUUGAUGAAUCUCUGCCCUCAGGUGUUCGGCAUGUACGUCGUCAAGCUGGCUGUUGCUAUGGUUUUGGCAGGUGGGGUACAGAGAAUAGAUGCAUCUGGAACCAAGGUGAGAGGAGAGUCUCAUCUGUUGCUCGUGGGUGAUCCAGGCACUGGGAAGUCACAGUUUCUGAAGUAUGCAGCUAAGAUUACACCACGCUCUGUGCUUACUGCAGGAAUCGGAUCUACUAAUGCAGGUCUGACAGUGGCGGCUGUUAAGGACUCUGGAGAGUGGCAUCUGGAGGCAGGAGCCCUUGUUCUCUCUGAUGGAGGUCUGUGCUGCAUCGAUGAAUUCAACAGCAUCAAAGAACAUGACCGCACCAGCAUCCACGAGGCCAUGGAGCAACAAACUAUCAGCGUGGCAAAAGCCGGAAUGGUGUGCAAACUGGACACAAGGACCACCAUCCUGGCUGCUACAAACCCAAAGGGGCAGUAUGACCCUAAUGUGUCCGUUUCUGUGAACGUGGCCCUCGCCAGCCCCCUCUUGAGCCGCUUUGACCUCGUACUGGUUCUGCUGGAUACUAAAAACCCAGAAUGGGACAAAAUAAUCUCCUCAUUUAUCCUGCAGAACAAAGGAGCGCCAAGUGCGUCUUCAUGUUUAUGGAGUAUGGAGAAGAUGAGGGCCUAUUUCUGUCUGAUCAAGACGCUUAAGCCUUGUAUGACACAGGAAGCAAACACCAUCCUGAGCCGCUACUAUCAGCUGCAGAGACAGAGCGACAGCCGGAACGCCGCCCGGACGACCAUCCGCAUGCUGGAGAGUCUCAGCCGUCUCGCUGAGGCUCAUGCCAGGCUGAUGUUCAGAGAGACAGUGACCGUAGAGGAUGCGGUUGUUGUGGUGUCUGUUAUGGAGUGCUCCAUGCAGGGAGGCGCUCUUCUUGGAAAUGUGAGCGCUCUACACACCUCUUUUCCUGAUGACCCCUGUGAACAGUAUAAAACACAGUGUGAGAUUGUGCUUGAGAGGCUGGGAUUGACUGAUAUCCUGCAGAAAGAACUGAAAAGACUUUCAAGGCUAGAUAGCAGAAGACCAUACUCCCCUAAAGAGACCGAAUCCUGUAGUGACCACACCAGUCAGCCUCCAACUGGUCAGAAUCACAGUAAUGGUGAGGUGACCACUGAUCCAGACCCCAGCCUGGACUGGUUCCACUCUUUAUCCAGCGCGACUGGAACUGGCUCCAUCGUUCACACCUCCUCCAUCAUUACCUCCACACAGAAUGCCACCACUACACUGGGUGGCACGACUGUGUUGCCUAGCAACAACCGUUCCAUGCGCUGCAAGGGUUCUGUGUGGGAGAAGGAUGACGAUCCAUCCCUGGUUGAGGCUGUUGUGGAAAAGGGCUUCAAAAAGCUCAGAGCCAAACGGUUGAAAGAGAUGAAAGCAUCCCUCCUGCUGAGCGAGGAACGAGUUUUAGGAGAGACAGGUGAUGAUUUAGAGGAUAUUUUCUCCCACAGCACACCCAAAACGAGGAAGAAACCCUCAAAAAGAAAAAACACAACCACCAGUCCUCCUGACAUCAGAGCCGAUAGCGGAGAGGAUUUACACAGCAAACUCACAACCUUCACAUUCAAGCCCAGAGAGAGAUUGACUCAUGCCGGUCAGUCAUUUGCGAAAACAAGUGGCAAAGUGGCGGUGCAUGAGGGAGCGAAACCUGCUGCACCUCAGAUGCCAGAAACACAGGCCCACAGUGAGAAUCGGUCAAGCUCAUGUCGUCCAGCAGAGGGGAGCAGAGCUUAUGAGAAACCCCGGCUAGGAACCAACAAUAAAACAGAAGACGUUUCCUCUCUGGUCUUAAAUGAUGUGAGCACAGCUCAGAAAGGGACGUCUGAGGACACUAAUCAUCAACGACAGCUGCUGUCCAGACUCAACAGCCUCUCUCCAGGUGAGGAGAAUGGCAACACUUAUAAACACCCACAAUCCCCACCAAAGACAGACCACCCAAAGGUGAAGGUGGCCAGUUCAACUCUGGCCAAACUUUCUAGAUUCUCUUUUACGGGCUCAUCUGAGGAAAAGCCUGGUGAUAAAACAGUCCCAGCUACAAACAGCAGUACAAACAAAGAGCCAGCAAACCCGCUUUCUGAAGACCAGGAGAACACAAGCACACUGACCAGGAAAAAUAAAACUACAGAUGCAAAGGCCACCACUGUGCAGACGGGCAACAUGAGGACAGAGCCCUCCGACAGACAGGAAGAAGCCGGAGAGAACGCUACAAAGAAGAGGAGAUGCUUUGAGUUGGGCUCCGGAGGCCCCGCAGGACUCCUCAAAGGUUUUUCACUGUUCGGCUCGUCUGUCAUAGACGAUGAAGAUCUAGAUGCUGACUGGAUCUGAUGCAGCAGGAGACGUUUGUCAUGUAUAUUUGCAGUAUAUGUAUUUCUUGUGUUUUUUUGUUCAUUUAAGUGCAGUGUGAUGUUUUAAUGGCUAAACAGAUUCUGAUGUCACAGUAAAAGAUACUUUAUUUGCACUUUUUUUCAUUUAGUAAAUAUCAGUUACAUUUUCAUGUCUGGUAUUUAUAUAUCCUUAGCAGUUUUUUUACAUGCAAGUUUUUUUUUUUUAAACGUUUAAGUUAUGUUUGUUUUUAAAUAUUUUUAUUGAAGCCGUUUCCGCCACUGAAUAAAAAUAAAAAAGGUAGUUGUGACUGUUUUACUCAUAAUUUUUACAUCAUAUAAUUCUGACUUUUUUCUCAGAAUUGCAGGUUGUCGUUUUUUUCCUUCAGAAUUGCCCGAUAUAAACUCACAAUUCUGCAUGGGAAAAAAAGAAUUAAAAGUUAUAUCUUACAAUUCUACCUUCAUAAUUAAUAAUUAAAUUAAAUUAAUUAAUAAAUUAAUUUAAAAAAAAGUCAGAAUUCUGAGAUUUUUCAGUAAUUUAUCUUCAUUUAGUGGCUGAAAUGGGCUUCUCUAAAAAAAAUAAAUAAAACCUACUUAAAAGGCCAAAUGCUAUUUUCAGCAUUGCUCUUGUUUUACAAUGAUAAACAUCUCACUUUUUUGCAAGAGCCCCCCCAACGUCCACUUACCCUGAUAAUCAAUGUUAUGUACCAAAAUCUCUGACCUUUAGAAUCAAACAUACUGUUUUUGCUACUUCACCUGUAAGAUUUCUAUAGUUAAAUUAUGUUAUGAUUGCUGAAUACAGAAUAGGUUGUAAACAACUAGGUGGUCAUGUUCAUUUCCACAUGGUUCUGACCUCAUAACCAUGAUGAUUUGUGAAUGACCCUUUUCAAAGCUUAUUUUUCGAAAAUGGUGUGUGUGCGUGUGCAAGGGAUCUCUAAAUUAGUCUUUAGUUAAAAUAAAUAAAUAAAUAAACAAUCGCAAUCCUUUUCUCACUUAGUAGCCAAUUCUAAACAUAUAGUAAAACAGUGCAAGAUAAUGGGGUCGGUUACAUUUAACAACUUAAUAAUGCAUGUUUAAUUGCCGUGCAGCGAUUUGUUGUACAGCAAUAGUGUAUUCGUCUUUCACCCAGCAAAAAUAAAGCCUGGCUAAAGGUGCCUUUCAGCCCAUGUAAAGCCAAAUAACCAUCGAAACACAUGCUUGAAUGCUUAGUGGAUGCUGUAAAAGAUGUUUUCAGGCUUGAGCAAUUUACCCCUUGGGAGCAAUAAAUGACACCAUGGUGAAGAGA